AUGCCGAGGCGUUACAGUUGAAGCGUCUCAUUCGUUUCCCUUUUUCUCGCUGAUCUGUUCGGAUACGUCGCGUGGAGAAGCGCGUACGUGUGAACGGCAGUUCCAGCCGCGCGUUCGCGUACGCCGCACGCGCUUCGCGAAUGCCGAAGGAUAAUCACGUUAAUAGUACCGGGCAGGGCAAUGUUGUAAAAUCGAUUGGCCGAGAGUGUUCUUGAUUAUUUACAGAGACGACACAAUAAUUCGAUCGAGUGCACGGAUGGCGUGGGUGUUGCUGUUUAACUUCACUCGAGGAAGACAAAAGGUUUGGUAAAUAGGAAGAGGAGCUGGGCGAGUCGGAUUGUAAUUUUUCAGUCGAGCGCUAAGGGCGAACAAGUGAUUUGAUUAAUGAACUGCAUUUUUACUGCGUUUACGUUAAAUAGAUUCUUAUCUGUAGAUUUUUCUACACACAUGUGAAAUAAGUGAAUUUAAAAAAGAAAAGAUGUACAAAGAUUCGACUUGUAAAAGUGUUAUAAUUUAUAAAUAUCUAAAAACAAUCUCUAACUUACUUUAAAAAAAUUAAUAAAUGUUAAAGACUCUUCGUUUUAAAAUUUUAAUAAUCACGUGUUAUAUAAUUAUAAAUUCAUAUCGGACAUUGUAUAAUCCGAUUUAAAAUUGUAGCGGUGGUAAAUUCUACGUAGGACAAUUCAAAUGGAAGGACAGUAAUGCAAGCUAUCGUUAAACGGAUAACAACUAUUUCCGUUCCGCUUAAAUAUUUAAUAGCAUUCACAUGGACGUAUGCCAGCUGUCCGAAUCAGCUGACAUGAAUGCAAUUUAAGGCAAAAGGAAAAGCGAGUCACGAACAAAGAAGUAAAAUCGAGUACAAGCAAGUAUUAAUUUAAUUGAGCAUAAAACCUGCACGAAAGAAUCUUUACAAGACAGAUUUAUACACGUACUUAAAGAAACUUGGCUUAAAUUCUAUUUAAAAUAAUCUGACAGCAGAGAGGAAAAUCUGAAGGACUUUUUUCUGAAGAAGGGAAAAGGGAGCGACGCGAGAGAUUGCCCGUAUUAAUCGACAACACGUGCGAAUUAUAUUUUCAUAGAAACUGAAAUAGAAUAUACAGAGAGGAAAAAAAGACGCGAAAAAAGAGCAUAAAAAACAAAAUUAGAGCUGCAGUUUCGUGAUGUAGCCGCAAAGUAACGACAUAUAAAUAAUCGGGGAGUGGCAAUUUGGAACGUAACAUCAAGCGAUGUUCGGACAAGGGAUAAUGGGAAGAGAUUGUUUGCAUGAGAUACACGAGUAAUUAUAUUUUUACACAACUAUGUCAACGACGAGGAGAGAUCUUCUCGGGACGCUCGGUCGUAGAAUGCGUUCCAGUACCGAACGCGAUGAAGCUUUAUGCUCGCCAUUGGAACACCACCGCGGGGUUUCAAGGGAUUCCUCAGUGCGACGAACCCGAGGAUAUUAUGACAACGCCGCUCGACGAUCUCGAUUCCAACUACUUCUUGGAGAUGCCAGCUUGCCUCGAGAUACUUCACGAGCAAGUAACCGGUGAGAGCGCCGUAAUAGUCGUUCAUUGCCGAUCGAACAAAGAUCGGCGGGUGAAAGCGAUUACCGCAUCCUUUCCGCAGCUAGCAUACGUCAGAAAAUGUUGCCCUCGCAAUACAAUAUUCGACAGCCGCACAAAGGCUUGUGUGUCCCGGUUAAGUGAAUCGGAGAGUCUCGUAGCAUUUUUGCUAAAUAAAUCGGCUAACGUAGACUUUGUGGUGGUAGCUAGCGAAAGUCCACCCACAUGCAGGGGCCCGAUCGUUGAUUAUAAGAUUGACGAAAGCGAUGUCUUCGUGCGGAAUAAUAUAUAUUCGGUGAUGGUUCCAACGUUCAAGAAUCGAAUCGUCAAAGAGGAACUUUCGGUUACCGAGGGUAACGCUUGUCUCGAGAUGACGCCGGAUUCUGCGUCUGAUCGAACAUUGGUGGCGCGCGUCUGCAGAGAUCCGGAAUUCUGCGACGGGCACGCCUGCAUCAGAAAGUGCUGCGCCGAAAAUGAGUUCUUUUACGCCCGGGGAUGCAAUAAACUCGCUGUACCCGACGAACGGAUAGAGUUUCACGAGGCCCUCGCAAACGCCGUAAAUCAAACGAAUUCGUCCGCUUUCAGCACGACUAAAGACUACGGAGUCUUGAUUGGGAAGCCGUGUAAGUACGGCAUGUAUCCCAUGGAUCCGAGGGAGGAAGAAUGGCUCCUGACGUCAGAGGGACACGUUUUUAUCGAAGAUUAUACCGUACACGAUCUGAACAAGUACUGCAUGGACGUCUUUUACAACAUAUCGGAAUUCGAGAAUAGCUUUUAUUUGUUCGCAUGUUUCGAUCAUCCACCGACAACCGAUGUUUCAGUAAGGUAUCGGAUGAACACCGCCCUGCAGAUCGUCAGCUGCGCUUUCCUGCUGAUGACCUUGCUGGUGUACGCGUGCCUGCCGAGUCUGCAGAAUCUUCACGGUAAAACGCUCAUGUGCCACGUGAGCAGCCUCCUCGUGGCCUUCAUCUGCUUGUCCAUCAUCACUUGGAUCUCCAGCGACGCGACUGCAAAACAAUAUGCGACGGCGUGCAAAACCUUAGGUUACACCAUGCUUUUUUCUUUUCUAUCGGCGUUUUCCUGGCUCAACGUCAUGUGCUUCGACAUAUGGUGGACCUUCGGAGUUUUGCGCGGGAGUACCAUGACGAAGGCGCGCGAGGAUAGGAAAAAGUUUCUGUUAUACUGUUUGUAUACGUGGGGCCUCUCCUUCCUGGUGUUAAUCCUCGCUAUCACUUCCGACAUCACGGAUAUCCUGCCGGACUAUUUGAUGCCCAAUAUAGGCAUUAACAGCUGUUGGUUUAUGCAAUUACGGGAUGCGUACGGUGAAUUAAUUUUCUUCAUCGGACCAGUAAUGAUUAUGCUGAUAUCCAACGUGGUGUUCUUCGUUCUCACGUCGAUACACUGCAAUAAGGUGAAAGCGGAGAUAAAAAGAGUGACUGCGGACCCCGCGGAUCCCAGAAGCAAACGAUUUCGUUCCGACAGAAAGAGAUUUGUCAUGAACGUCAAACUGUUCAUCGUCAUGGGAAUGUCCUGGAUCUGCGAGAUGGUGUCGUUCUUCCUGAUAAAAUAUUUAGAUCACGCGCACUGGCACCACGUGUUUUUCUACACCAGCGACGUCUUCAAUUGUCUUCAAGGUCUACUGAUCUUCAUUCUCUUCGUCUUGAAGAGUCGCGUGUACCAAGCGCUUCGCAAACGAUUGGGUUUGGAUACCAAUAAGAAGAAACCGACUCCGACGGGCAAUCCGACUGUGUACGAUCCUUAUAGAGUCAGGAAAAGCGCGAGUAGCAGUACGUUAACUACCUACGCGAUUAGUUUGACGCCGUAAGGUAAUAAUUGAGACUGUUUAUGAAUCACUUACGUCUUCCUUCUUUUCGCCAUAUAUUCUUGUGUCCUCGCGUCACGCUCUGUCCCAUUUGUGAUUAUCUUAAAUACACAAUCUUGUCAGCUAACAAGUAAAAUCUUCCCGCUAUCGAUAUUUUAUUAACAGUUACAGCAUAUUUUGAUAAAUAACACAUAAUAAUGACAAACUUUGUUCGUUAUUACGAAUGAAUUAUAUUCCAAAUAAGAUUAAUCUGCUAUUCUGUAAUCUUAUUAUUCUCUUGGUAGCAGGAGGGUUGUUAAUCGACAGGAGGAAUAAUUGCGUGUGAUUGCCAAUUGGACGAUCUGGCGCUACACGUAAAUAUUAUGUAUAGUGGCAUGAAUUGACAUGGGAUACGAUUGUAAAGUUUCCUUUUGUAUUAGCUCGUAUUUUAAUAAUGGACUUAUUAUAACUGCUAUUCCUGUCCCUUAGAAAUGUCUGCUAAGUAUACAUUUUUACAGUUCUAAAAAUAGUACAAAAUUCUAUCUACAUGUAUCGCGAAUAUUCUUUUUUUAAAUAGAUUUACAAUUGCCAGUUA
Wasmannia auropunctata (little fire ant) is the source of this 3940-nucleotide messenger RNA. RefSeq names its product G-protein coupled receptor Mth2. Gene Ontology annotation, cellular component: membrane. NCBI's taxonomy places the organism in Eukaryota, Metazoa, Arthropoda, Insecta, Hymenoptera, Formicidae. Gene Ontology annotation, molecular function: G protein-coupled receptor activity. The record is from RefSeq and is a predicted model, not a curated record. Gene Ontology annotation, biological process: cell surface receptor signaling pathway. The transcript has 10 exons. Bases 1264 to 3369 code for a protein of 701 amino acids.